UAAUGAAAUGUGAGAGCAGAAGCUGUUGGAAGAAGACUGGCAAUAUUUAAGACAGCCUGCACGAGUGGGAACGGGUCCUGCACACCUCGGCCGCCAAGCCCCGGCCGGCUCGUCGCGCAGGCGCUGUGGGCCCGAUUCGCCAUGCCGACUGUCAGCGUGAAGCGCGAUCUGCUCUUCAAAGCGCUGGGCCGGACUUACACUGAUGAAGAAUUUAAUGAACUAUGUUUCGAAUUUGGUCUGGAACUUGAUGAAAUUACUUCUGAGAAGGAAAUUAUAAGUAAGGAACAAGGUAAUGAAAAGGCACAGGGGGCCUCCAAUGUUAUUCUUUAUAAAAUUGACGUCCCUGCCAAUAGAUAUGAUCUCCUUUGUCUGGAAGGAUUGGUUCGAGGACUUCAAGUCUUCAAAGAAAGGAUAAAGGCUCCAGUGUAUAAACGGUUAAUGCCUAAUGGAGAAAUCCAGAAAUUGAUCAUCACAGAAGAGACGGCUAAAAUACGUCCUUACGCUGUAGCAGCUGUUCUCCGAAAUAUAAAGUUUACUAAAGAUCGAUACGACAGCUUCAUUGAACUUCAAGAGAAAUUACAUCAGAAUAUUUGCAGGAAAAGAGCUCUGGUUGCUAUUGGUACCCAUGAUUUGGACACUCUGUCAGGCCCAUUUACUUACACUGCAAAGCGGCCUUCAGAUAUCAAAUUCAAGCCUCUAAACAAGACCAAGGAGUAUACAGCCUGUGAACUGAUGAACAUGUACAAGACUGACAACCAGCUUAAACAUUACUUACAUAUCAUUGAAAAUAAACCCCUUUACCCAGUUAUCUAUGAUAGCGGUGGUGUUGUCCUUUCCAUGCCUCCUGUCAUCAAUGGAAAUCGUUCCAAAAUAACAGUAAAUACCAGAAAUGUAUUUAUUGAAUGCACAGGAACUGACUUUACUAAGGCAAAAAUUGUUCUUGAUAUUAUUGUCACCAUGUUCAGUGAAUAUUGUGAGAAUCAAUUUACGGUUGAAGCAGCUGAGGUAGUUUUUCCUAAUGGAAAAUCAUAUACCUUUCCAGAAUUGGCUUACCGUAAGGAGAUGGUGAGAGCUGAUCUAAUUAACAAAAAAGUUGGAAUCAGAGAAACUCCAGAAAAUCUUGCCAAGCUUCUGACCAGGAUGUAUUUAAAGUCAGAAGUCAUAGGUGAUGGGAAUCAGAUUGAGAUUGAAAUCCCUCCGACCAGAGCUGAUAUUAUCCAUGCAUGUGAUAUUGUAGAAGAUGCAGCUAUUGCUUAUGGAUAUAACAACAUUCAGAUGACUCUCCCGAAAACAUACACCAUAGCUAAUCAAUUUCCUCUUAAUAAGCUCACAGAACUUCUACGAUAUGACAUGGCAGCUGCUGGCUUCACUGAAGCGCUGACCUUUGCUCUGUGCUCCCAAGAAGAUAUUGCUGAUAAACUUGGAGUGGACAUCUCUGCAACAAAAGCAGUCCACAUAAGUAAUCCUAAAACAGCUGAAUUUCAGGUGGCACGCACUACCCUUCUUCCUGGCCUCCUGAAGACCAUCGCAGCCAAUCGGAAGAUGCCCCUUCCUCUGAAACUGUUUGAAAUCUCUGACAUUGUUGUAAAAGAUUCUAGCAGAGAUGUAGGUGCAAGAAACUACAGGCAUCUCUGUGCUGUUUAUUACAGCAAGAAUCCUGGGUUUGAGAUUAUCCACGGACUGCUGGACAGAAUCAUGCAGCUGCUUGGCGUGCCUCCUGGUGAAAAGAAGCGGGGUUAUGUGCUCAAAGCAUCAGAUGGCCCUGCUUUCUUCCCGGGGCGAUGUGCCGAGGUCUUUGCCAGGGGUCAAAGCGUCGGGAAGCUUGGGGUCCUUCAUCCUGAUGUUAUCACCAAAUUUGAGCUUACCAUGCCCUGCUCCUCUCUGGAAAUCAAUAUUGAGCCCUUUUUGUGAAGAUGGGCUCUGUGAUUCUCUCUCCCCAAGUGUCCCUUUCUGCUCCCCUCCCACCCUUUAGUCGUCCCCUCCCCGCCCCCCGAGAGAACAUCCAUUUGUGCUUUAAUGUUUAAUAAAGCAGGAGGCACUGUCUGA
This is a messenger RNA of Manis javanica (Malayan pangolin), 2046 nucleotides long. RefSeq names its product phenylalanyl-tRNA synthetase subunit beta (gene FARSB). Gene Ontology annotation, molecular function: ATP binding; RNA binding; phenylalanine-tRNA ligase activity. Lineage: Eukaryota; Metazoa; Chordata; Mammalia; Pholidota; Manidae. The record is from RefSeq and is a predicted model, not a curated record. Gene Ontology annotation, biological process: phenylalanyl-tRNA aminoacylation. Gene Ontology annotation, cellular component: cytoplasm; phenylalanine-tRNA ligase complex.